AUGCAGCUCAAGAAACAGCGAUCUCUUCGGGGAUUGCGCUCGAUACAGCCAUUUAGCAUCAACAAUAAAGGAUCAAAGUCCUUACGGGGAAUGCGAUCGUUUGGACGCAAGACGACGACGACGACGAAUCCUGAAGAUCCAACAACAGCAACCUACUACACGGAAGGAUCUUCGUCGUCCAACAGUUCCGUGGGUUCUCUUGAAUUCAAUCUCGACAGUAUGAAUGAUAAACGAGAGCCUCCUACAUCAAGCACGGGUGCUAAAGAAGUUAAAGCUUCCCUCAACAAUGAUAAUCAGUGGGCGAUCUUUCCUCCUUCACCAACGGUGGGCCGAGAGAGCAUGAAAAGCAAGACUGCUCCUAGCAUGAAACUUUCCAAGGAUAGUAUUGGCCAACAAAAACCUCCUGUAGCAGAAGUGAGCCUGGAGAGCAAGAAGGCUCAGACUUAUUCACCUACUAGUACUCAGACUGUGAAAUCUUCCACGACGAACAAGAUUGACCAACAAAAACCACGACCUUCGGCGAUGGAAAGAAGCCAGAAGAACAAUGAAAUAAAGAGUAGCGAGCCGAAGUCUAGUUCAACUAUAGUGCAUCGGGAGAACCAGAAAAGAACACAGGCUAGCCAGGUGAAAACCCCAACGCCAAAAGUGAUCCGAGAGAGCAGGCGAGACAAGAACAGGUGGGGCCAAGAGGCAAUGUCUUCCACGAAGAAGGAUAGCAAACCAGCCAAUUCAACCCGUUCUAGACCUGCGGCUGUUCUUGCUACAGGUGCCGUAGUCUCGUUACAAACAAAUGAUGAGAGAGCAUCAUCAGGUGACAGAAUCAGAAUGGCUGUGGAAAAGUACUACAGUAAGCUCGAAGCUGUCAAACAAAAGCAGGAGGAAGAACGAGACUACCUGUUUGAUGAUGCAUUGUCCGCCUCCGAGGAUGAUUACACGGAUGCUGGCUACACAGUUUUUUCUGAUAUGACAGGAAAUACGGAUGGUUACACAGUUUUUUCUGAUACAGCAACAGGACACUCCCGAAUGGUGGACAUCGAUGAUAUCAUUGAGGAUGAUGAAUUCAAAAGAGCAACAUUCGGAGACGAUAUGGCGUCCGUAGACUCAAUGGCUACUGGUAUCUCCGGUGGGGAACAGUGGGGGACUGGAUUGUUUGAUUGUGUUCUGUUGAGAUACAAUGUUACCAUGAGACCUUCCUUUACUGCUCUUUCCCUUUGGAAACACAAUAGUGUUGAAUGGAGCCCCAAACUUACAGCUGUUCAAGCUCACUUGCGAGCGAAUACCCGCUAUGUUUUGCCCGACUUACCGCACGUGUUGACUUCGGAGGAGCGAGAGGAUUUCAUGUUACAAGUGUCGCCUCCCAAUCGUGUAGUGACUAUUGCAACUUGCCAUCAUACUCCAUCAUCUCUGAAAGAAUUCAGUCUUAAGGCAGACACAAUCUUGCUCGUCGGAGGGAAUGAUAAAUCUGACAAAACCCUUUCCACCAGUGAUGCCGCAAUAUUACUGAAGGAGCAAAACGAAGAUAUUUCGUUAUGGGGAGUCACCAAUCCAAAUGAUCCGUAUAGUUUUGAAAGUGUGAAUAAAAAGAUUGACGCUGGAAUGGAAGGUUUCAUCACACAACCAUUAUUGUCCACUCCUGCCUUGGAUAUUUUUGAAAGCUAUCCUAGAGAUGCUGACACAAGGUAUGUUGCCGGUCUGGCAAUGCCAAGGAGUGCCAAGAAUCUUCAAUUUUGGUUGAAACUAUUAGAUCAACCCGAGCUGGAACAAGAUGCUCUGUUCAAGGCUCAUUUGGCCUUCUUUUCACAACCUUACUUCACGUCCAUGGCUUGGCUUGGAAGGGAGUUGGAAAACCUAUCAACACGAGCCACACUUGAUGGUGUCCAUCUAAUGCCCAUGGGAAACACAGAAGACUUGAUCAAUGUCUCUAGAUUUAUUUAG
Cylindrotheca closterium is the source of this 1935-nucleotide messenger RNA. Lineage: Eukaryota; Bacillariophyta; Bacillariophyceae; Bacillariales; Bacillariaceae. The record is from the annotation of a GenBank genome assembly.